AUAUUCUAUAGUCUACGCACACACGUCACACACGUCACGCACACACAUGCGAAAGAAUAGAUAGCGCAAAACGGAAUCCUAAUCGACCAUUGCAGGUUGCAAAAGCAAAAAUAAUUUGUUAUUGUAAGUUGCGACGGAUGGAGACGACGAUUUAUUAACGUUACAACUUUCAAUAGAUACAUGGUAUUUAUUUACUAUUAAAAUGUCGUCGUUGCAUAAAAUGUCAUAACCGUUAUUGUAUUAAUUAUCACGGUAUUACAACACUGAAGUCGUCGUCGAUUGCUACUUGUUCGUCGCGCAGAGAUCAGCUGUCCAUCGUCGUCUUGUCUUACGUGACCACCGUUCGCACCGCGUACGGCCCAGUACAGAAGCGACACCCGCAGACUUGUUUUCGUAAAAUACUACUAAUAAGAAAUUGGCAUUAGGCACAUACUUCUUUUAUCAUUAUCAGUGUGACGAAACGGAGAUUCGGAGAUAGUAAGGUUUAGGCAGCGCAAGCGGUACGUGUGGAUUUUGAGUAGAGGCAUGUUGUGAAUUUGUGAUAUUGUGAUCACCAGUGGUUGGUGGACGGAUACUGCGUUUUGCUUACGUGAUUAGAUUUUUCUACUCUCUGUGUUCUCUCCCUUCUGGCGACUGGAAAACCUUGAGCUACAAACAGUACUGUCAAACCGUGUCAAGUUCGCGUGUCCUGGACGUUUUUCAGGUUUCCGACUAGUACCACGGACGCAUCAUGGAACACAGAUAUAACUAUUUCCAGCAAAACCCUAAUUCCUUUGUUAAUGGACAGUCAGCGUUCAAUCAAUCAUCUGCUGAUGGGAUUCAGUCGACCAAUAAUAACGCUGCAAGCAUGCCAUCCACGUCUCCCUCAGAUCAAUCACUGUUUCAUGAGAAAAUACAUUCAAAUCCUAAUGCUGUUCCAUUAAUUAAUAAUUAUUCAUAUCAAAUGGAUUCAGCUGAUCAACCACCGCACUCGUCUGGACCACCUAGGACUAAUGCUAAAGGAAUUUAUGAAAAUUCUCAAUCUUCAAUUCCAAAUGUUCUAAAUCUAGCUCAAUCUAAUAAUGCUGAAAAUUAUUCAAUAAAUCCAGAUUUUCAGCUACAACCUCAUCUUACUGCUUUAUUACCACAACAAUCUAAAAGAGUUCCAGAACUUUAUCCAGUAACUAAAUACAAUACUAGUAAAGGAUCCAUAGCAGAAAAUAUGAAUACAAACUAUUUUUCUUCAAAUAAGCCUUAUCCUGAACCCAACAUUAUUGAGUAUGAUAUGGAAGAAACAUCUACUGAAAGUUCACCACAACAUACUUCUUCAUUAUACUCUGAAAGUACAGAUCAGGAUUCAGAAAGUACACAUCCAAGUAAUGUAUUUCCACAGCUUACGUUAAAUAAAGGUACGGAGUGUCAUGUAACAAAGGAAUCAAAAACAAUUACAACUUUAAAUCAUGAGUUUCCUGUACCUAGCCAAUUUGCUGAUUUGAGUCUUAAAAAAAAUGAUAAUGUUGAUGAUCACCAACAUUCUAUUUUACAUAGUGCUUAUAAUCAAGAUGAUGAUGAUAUUAUUGAAGACAUUCCUUUAUUUGACAAUAUUAACCAGAAUGAUAGAGAACCAAGCAUAGAAAAUCUUGAAUCUCGCUGUAAUGAAGAAAGUUUAAACAUGCCGAGAACUCAAACAUUUGAUUCUUACCCUACUAAAAACGAUUUUGAACAGACACAAUUUAAUUAUGAGGAUAAACAAAGUUCAUCUUCUUCUAUUUAUAAUAGUAUUACUAAUUAUUUGUCUUAUAAUACUGAUAAAUCUUCAAACAUUCAGAAUGAUUCUCAGUUUAGUAAAAAUUCAUAUUUUAGUCAAACUAACACUUCGAAUCAAACUAGUUCAUCAAAUAGUUCAGUUUUACAACACUCACAAAGCAAACCAUUAUUCCUUAAUGGCAAUACUGAACUAUUUAAUCAUCAACAAGCAUCAUUAAGUGUUCAAAAUUAUAAUAAUGACCCUAAGUCAGAACAUUUUAACCAACAAAAUAAACAUAUUCAACCUGAUAUUCAAAAUUUAAUUGCUCCCCAAAUUAAUUCUCAAUCACAAUCCAAUUUUACUAAUAAUUCACAAGACAAAAUAGUUUUUGAACAGAUAACAUCAUCAGCUCAAGCAUUAAAUUAUCAGACUAGUAGUCAAUCUAUGAAUUCUUAUGGUACCAAUUUGUAUAAUCACCAAAAUGAACAAGGUAUUGAAUCUACUAKCCAGCAAUCUAUAUAUAAUUCUUCAAAACCACCUGUAUCUGAAUUGUUGAACGAUAAUCAACCUAUAGCUAGCCAAGAGUUUAAAACUCAAAGUUCAUCAUUACUAUAUACUCAGUCUCUUGGUUCAAUGACUUCAGCUACCAUUGCAGAUCCUUCAAAAAAAUCAUUUCCUGUAUCUGAAAUAGUACUUCAAGAUAAUCAGCAUAUACUGUAUCAAAAAUCAGAAAAUGAACCGGCAAGUAAUUUAUUAAAUGUAUCUAAUGCUACUAAAAAUAGUCCAAUUGAUGUAUUAAAUCAAAACUCUACAAAAGUUGUACAAUCUGAGUUUGAUAUUAAACUUUCACAAUCUCCAAGUAAUAUCAUACCUGGAAAUCCGCAAGAAACGACAGUUGAUCAAUCUAAACCCAAAAAUACACAAUUUAAAGAAGACUUACAUAAUGAAGAAAAAUUGAUGUCUCCGCCAUCUUUUAAAAAUGUUACUCAGUCUAAUGAUUUCUUUAGUUCUAAUAGUAUGACUUCUCAGCUAGAUUUAAAUAAUCAGCCACUAUCAAGAAAUAAAUUUUCUCCAGAACAAUCUAUGAUUGAUGAUAAUUCAAAUGAUAAAUUUUCUAAUAAACCCAUACAUUUUGUAUCCCCAUCAAUUAGUAACCAAAAUGUGACUGUACAACAAUCUAUACCUACUACAGGUCACAGUGUUAGUCAUUAUUUUAAUUCAUCAAAUGAAAAUAAUAAAUUUGUAUUUAAUCAACAGUCAUGUGAUUUACAAUCAAGUAAUCAACUACAAAACGUGCAAAUACAGGAUAAACCUACUGUUUCAGUUAAUCCUACUUCAGACAAAUUGAACAAUUGUAUGACAUUUUCCAAUGCACAAAAUACCUCAUUAAAAUUGUUGUCUUCAAACCAGCAACCAUUGUCAGUAAAAACUGAAUUCAAAACAGAUGAAAGUUUAAAAUUAGAUUCUGAUGUAAUAUCAAAGGAAACUGUAGAUUCUUCAGAACAUGUUUUUAAUGAAUCAGAUAAUUUGAAUUUUAAACAAUUAGAAAAUGUGGAAAUAUUGACACCUAAUAAUCAAUUUUCCAAAAUGUUCAUUGAUAAGCAACACAAUAUUUCUGAUAAUAAAAUACAUGUUCAAGAGCAAUCAACACCUUCUUAUUUUUCAAAAGACAUAUCUCUUGUUAAAGAAGAAAAUUCUAUUGCAUUUCAAAACCUCACUUCUACAAUGCAUGAUAAUGAUAAUUCAGCACCUAAACUAUCAGACAUUAACAAAUCUCAAGCAAUAUCAAGUGAACAAACAAAUUUGCCAUCUUUAAAUUCAGGUCUACUAACAAAUAAGGUUUCUCCUCUGUCAAUAAGUAAUCAAAUUGUACCAGAUAAUAAACUAGUUGGUCAAUUAGAAGCUAAUCAAUUUCCUCAGCAACAUUUAAAUAAUCAAGUAACAUCCAAUGAAAUGUCAUCAACAUCUAAUCAGUUGCCACCUCAAAUGUUUGAUAGCCAACCAAAGUCAAAUACUAUACAGCCUCUUCAGUCCGCAUCAAAUCCAUAUACAACACAAUCAUUUGAUAAACAAAUAUUUCCAACUACGAUUUCAUCAGCAUCACAUCAAUUGCCGCCACAAAUGUUCAGUAAUCAACCAACAUCUAAUACUGUAUCACCUCCUCAGUUUGCAUCAAGUUCUUGUUCAACGCCAAUUGUUUCUACGGUCACUAAUCAAUUUCCAUCACCAAUGUUAAGUAAUCAAUCAACAUCAGAUAAUAUACCACCUCUUCAAACUGUAUCAAAUUUGUAUCCAAUACAAAUGUUUAACAAUCAUUCAAAACCAGACACAGUUUCACCUGUUCAACCAUCAGGAAUUAACCAGUUUCCUCCUCAAACUGCAGCAAAAUCGUUUAUUAAUCAAUCCACACCAAGUUCAACAAGGCCUGUUUCAGCUACCAAUCAAUUUCAACCACAGACAUUUAAUAGUCAAGUUAAAUCAUAUGUCUAUCCUCUUCAAACAUCGUCUGAUCAGUAUACAUCACAACCAUUCAAUAGCAAGACAAAUUCUAAUAUGAGUCCACAUGUUCCUUCAGCAGCAAGUCGUUUACCUUCGCAAAUAAUAAAUAAUCAACCUAAAUCAAAUGCUGCUUUUAUUCGAUCACCAACUGGCCAGUAUCCAUUCCAACCAUUUAAUAGUCAACAUACACCAACUACUGUUUCAUCAGCUGUUAACCAAUUACCACCACAGCCAUUCAGUAAUCAACAUAAAUCAAAUAUUGUACCUCUUCAAACAAUAUCAAAUCAGUAUAACUUACAAGCACCCAAUAAUCAACAAACACCAAAUUUUAUUCCACCAGUUUCGUCUGCCGCAAAUCAGUUUUCUUCUCAAAUAUUCACUAAUCAACCUAGAUUAGACCCCAGUUCAUCAAAUAAACUGACGGCCAACCAAUAUCAGCUACAACCAUCAAUUAACCAAUCUGUAUCAGGUGUUCCACCAAUUCAACAAGCAACUAAUCAGUAUCCAUCUCAACCAUUUAAUCAACAAACCAAACCAAGCAAUUUUCCACCUUCUCAAACAGUCAAAAAUCAAUAUCCUUCACAGCCAUUUAGUAAACAACCUGGUCAACAAGUAUUAUCAAAACAAAAUCUUCAACAGGCUUCCAGUAAUCAGUUUAGUAAUCAAUCAAAUUCAACCCAAUCAGUUCAAAAUCAGUGGCCACCAGCUAAUUUUCCAAGCCAGCCUAGCCUAAUCUCUUCGCAGCCAAUAACUAUGAACUCAGCUUCUAAUUUGUCUAUUGUGCCUCCCAGUGUUAAUCAACAAAAUCAAAGGCUUGGCACUCAUAUGUUGCCACCAAAUCCAUUGCCUUCUAAUAAUUAUUACAAUCAAGUUGAAGGAAAUGGAAAUGUCCAACAGCCUCAGUCUUCAAGUCAGCAUGCACAGUUAGCAUCAAAAGGGUAUCCACCACAAAGUAACAUGGGCUUUUCUAGUCAAAUGAAUUACAAGCAACCAAACGUUCUUCAUGGACAUCAAGGAUAUUAUAAUCAACAGCAAGACCAGUAUAGACCUGAACAGAAUCCUUCAGUUUUACAACAAGGUUUUUCCAAGGCAUGGGGGUAUGACAAUCUGGACUUAUUAAAAUCAAGAGAUGUGCUGCCAGGUGACGGAGUUCAUCCACCAGAGAUAAAACUUCCUCAAGGAUAUGCUAAUUGUGAUAACUGUUCUCCAGAUAUAUUCCGAUGUACACUAAAUAAGUUUCCGUCUUCUAAAAAUUUGCUUGAUAAAAGUCGAUUGCCACUAGGGAUUUUAAUACAUCSUUAUAAAGAUCUUUCCCGUUUAACUGUGAUACAAUGUGAAACUAUUACAAGAUGUCGGAAUUGUCGUUCAUAUAUUAAUCCAUUUGUUCAAUUUAUUGAUAAUGCCCAUUGGAAAUGUAACUUAUGUUAUAGAGUUAAUGAAUUACCUGGAGAGUUUCAAAUUGAUCCGUAUACUAAAACACUUGGUGAUCCAUCUAGAAGACCAGAAAUACAAAACGCUACUAUUGAAUACAUAGCUUCCCAAGAUUAUAUGGUUAGACCUCCACAACCAGCAUUAUAUCUAUUUCUUUUGGAUGUAUCUCGUACUGCAACUUUGACUGGAUAUUUAGAAAUUGUAUGUGAUCGAAUUUUAAAUAAAAUUAUAGCAGAUGAUAUACCUGGAGAUUCCAGAACUAACAUAGGUUUCAUCACAUAUGAUUCAUCUGUUCAUUUUUACCAAAUAGCAAAUAGUGAUGGAGGACAGCCUAAACAGCUUAUCGUUAGUGAUGUAUCUGAAAUAUUUUUACCAUUGCCUGAUGGUCUUAUGGUGAAUUUGGAAGAAAAUAAAGCAGCUAUAAAAGAUUUGUUGACUAGCUUACCAAAUAAUUAUAGAGAGUCAUACAAUACUGGUUGUGCCUUAGGAGCUGCACUUCAGGCAGCUUUUAAAAUAUUGGCUCCUCGUGGAGGCCGUGUUACAGUAUUCCAAGCUAGUUUACCAAAUUGUGGGCCAGGAAGCUUAGAAUCAAGAGAUGAUGGAAAUCCUCACACCGGUGAUCGUGUUCAGCAUAUGGCUCCAUCUACUGACUUCUAUAAAAAACUAGCUCUUGAAUGUAGUGGUGAACAGAUUGCUGUUGACUUGUUUUUUGUGUCUUCGCAAUAUUUAGAUGUUGCUACUAUCUCUGGAAUAUCUAAAUACUCAUCUGGAUGUAUACAUAAUUUCCCUCAAUUUGAUGUAAAAUCUCCAACUAUAGUUACACGUUUCAUAAAUUGUUUUGAUCGAUACCUGUCUCGUAAAAUUGGUUUUGAAGCUCUGUUGAGACUACGAUGUACACGCGGUGUGGCAAUACACUCCUUCCAUGGAAAUUUCUUUGUACGCUCUUCUGAUUUGCUUAUGUUGCCCAAUGUUAAUCCUGACAAUGCAUAUGGUAUGCAAUUAUCUAUUGAAGACAGUUUGGAUGGUGUUUCUGUUGUUUGUUUCCAGGCAGCAUUACUUUAUACUUCUAGUAAUGCGGAACGUCGAAUUCGAGUUCAUACACUUUGCAUACCAGUAACCGAAAAUUUAGAUGAUGUUUUUCACAAUGCUGAUCAACAAGCAAUAACAUGUUUGAUAGCUAAAAUGGCUGUUGACCGGAGUACAGAAAAAUCACUGUCUGAUGCACGUGAAGCCUUUUUCAAUGCUAUCUCAGAUUCUCUCUCUGCGUUCAAAAAUGGUUGCUCAUCUUACAAUGGUCCUGGAACAAUGUUGUCUCCUUUGUCAUUAAAAGUGUUUCCAUUAUAUAUUCUAGCUACAUUAAAACACGCGGCAUUUAGAACUAAUCAACCAACACGACUUGAUGAAAGAAUGUUUAGUAUGUGUCAAAUGAAAAGUUUACCUCUAAACAAUCUUAUUCAGUACAUAUAUCCAGAUUUAUAUCCUAUAUAUGCUUUAGAAGAACAGCCAAAAAUAGAUUAUGAAAAGUUGACUGAAAUUCCCCUUCCACCAGUCAUACAACUAUCUGCAGAACGUGUUGAAUCUAAUGGUGUCUAUUUAAUGGAUGACAGUGAAACUUUAACUAUAUUUAUUGGGCAUAGGUGUUCAGAUAAACUUAUACAACAAUUAUUUGGUUAUGUAAAUGUUAAUUCAAUGCCAGAACUAAUUACUACAUUGGCAGAAGUGGACUCCAAACCAUCAUAUUUGUUACGUAGUUUUAUUUCUUAUCUCCAACAUUUUAAGCCAUAUCCAUUACCAAUAGAAAUUAUCAAGGACAAUGGACCACAUAAACUACGUUUUUACAGUCGAUUAAUAGAAGAUAAAUUUGAAUCAUCAUUAUCUUAUUAUGAAUUUUUACAACGGAUCAGUCAACAAGUUCGGUAAUGGAGUAUUAUUAAAAAUAAUUGAAAUAAAUUAUCGAUGCUUAAUAUACACCUUAAUGUUUUUUUUAUUCCUUUAUAA
Molecule: messenger RNA, 7654 nt
Organism: Diuraphis noxia (Russian wheat aphid)
Lineage: Eukaryota; Metazoa; Arthropoda; Insecta; Hemiptera; Aphididae
Gene: Sec24AB
Product: Protein transport protein Sec24AB
Biological process (GO): COPII-coated vesicle cargo loading; endoplasmic reticulum to Golgi vesicle-mediated transport; intracellular protein transport
Cellular component (GO): endoplasmic reticulum exit site; COPII vesicle coat
Molecular function (GO): zinc ion binding; SNARE binding
Source: RefSeq, a predicted model, not a curated record